Melitaea cinxia (Glanville fritillary) is the source of this 3160-nucleotide messenger RNA. RefSeq names its product alpha-(1,3)-fucosyltransferase 10 (gene FucTB). The transcript has 2 exons. NCBI's taxonomy places the organism in Eukaryota, Metazoa, Arthropoda, Insecta, Lepidoptera, Nymphalidae. Gene Ontology annotation, cellular component: membrane. The record is from RefSeq and is a predicted model, not a curated record. Gene Ontology annotation, molecular function: alpha-(1->3)-fucosyltransferase activity. The coding region runs from base 1184 to 2527 and encodes 447 amino acids.
UGACUAGCUUACUUCAGGGUAUCGGUUUUUUUUUGUGACAGUGUGCGUUCCUUUAAAAAAAUGUAGGUUCUCAAAUCAUUUUCCCCUAACGCGCCAAGAGUAUUAUAACUUCAAAAAAGCCGAUUUCGGUCCCAAGUGGUCGAAAUCGACCACUUUAUGAAUCCCUGGUUUAAUGGCUUUCAGUUACAAUUUAAGGUUGAUGAACUUGUCAAAUAGAUAUUAUAUUUAGUGAUAGUGACAUUGACGGCGAAAAGUUAUAAACUUACGAAAGUAAACCUUUUAAAUUUAAAUUAACCUUUUACUAUGAAACGAAAUGUAAUGUCUUUGCUUCUCAUGAUAAUACCAUUCGUUUUGACCGAUGCUGGCAUCAUGCACUGCCUGGCUGUCGCACCUACACUCAUUAUGUCAGUCAUGUUCAUAGUGCUCUAUUUAGUGGAUCAAGUGCAUAACAUAGCAGAACAACUUUAUUUAUUACUACAAAUAGUUUUGAACGUUGCCGCAUUUGUUAUAGUUCUUUUGCAAAAGGAACCUUCAGGAGCACUAUAUGGACUAUUCUAUUGCCACCUCUUAAUAGCCCUCUGUAUAGACCAAUACUAUGUUAUUAAAGAAAGAGGAUGUACCCUAUUUGGUGAUGAUAUCUGAUUAUAUUAAUAAAUGUAUUAUUAUAGUACAAAUAUUUUAUUAUUCUUUUAAGAUGGGGUUUUAAAACUAAUUAGGUAUUCUGUUUAAAUAGUGUUACAGUAACUUCAAGGGUCAAAUUUUACUUUUAGGUAGUCGCACUCCUUCUGAAUAUUAUACCCCAUAUUGUGGAGCCGGUGGAUAUUUGGCAGUGUUUGGUUGCUGCUCCCACUCUUAUGCUGUCCACAUAUUUAAUGGUGUUAUAUGUUGUUGAUCAGAUUCAAUAUGAAGCUGAAUUUUACUAUAUCAUUAUAGAACUUAUUUUGACUAUAAUAGCAUUUGUAAACUUAUUUAUUGUUGGUAAAAUUGUCGGAGCAAUAUAUGGUCUGUUCUAUUUAGAUUUGAUAAUAGCAUUUUGUAUGGAUGCAUAUUAUAUGUACAAAGAAAGAGGAAUAACUCUAUGAUGUUUAUUAAAACUUGUUAUAUUGAGCGGUAUUAUCUUUUAUUUUUGUUGUAUGUUUUAUGGUCUGUCAUAGCUUCCUGUGAUAAACAAUAAUGUGAUAGUAUGAAGUGUUCAGUGAUGUGGUGUAGGAAACAAAAACAAAAUAUAAUAUAUAAAAUUUUGAAGUUUAUAAUGUGUUAUUUCUUAAAAACAUCAGUGAAAUUGCUUAGAAGAAUAUUAAGAUUGACUUUUUGUGAGGUGAUUUGUAUCGGCAUUGUGUUUUUAACAAUAUUUUUUAUUCAGAUAUGGAUUAAAGGAGAAAAUCAAAUAAUAAGAAAUGUGGGUAAUCCGGCAAUAAUGUGGUGGACUUCAGGCUUCCCAGGUACCUCUGACACAAUAAGUUGUGCAAAUAAUAUGAAAUGUGAUUUUGUUAAAAACACAGCUAGUGAAAUUUAUAAUGUUAAAGCCUAUUUGUUUUACGCGAGUAAUAUCAAAUUUGAUAACUUACCAUUACCUAGGAGACCAAAUGAAGUUAUAUGGGGAUUGUACCAUGAAGAAUCACCCCGAAAUGUUGAAGAGUUAAUGCAUACAAAAACAUUAAGUUUAUUCAAUUAUUCUACAACGUUUAGCCGAUACAGUGAUAUACCAUUUCCCCUGCAGUAUUUAGACUCGCUAGAAGAUAUAACAAGUACAAAAUACUUCAAACCAACUUCAGUGAAAACCAAUUUACUAAAAGAAAUAUCACCAGUAUUAUAUCUACAGUCAGAUUGCGAAACUUCUACAGAAAGAGAUGCUUACGUAAAAGAAUUAAUGAAAUUUAUUGAGAUUGACUCCUAUGGAGCUUGUUUGAAUAAUAAAGAAAUGCCAAAGAAAUUCCGCGAAGACUACUUAAACAAUUUGAAUGAGGAAGAAUUUCUUCAUUAUAUUUCAAGAUAUAUGUUUGUUGUGGCAAUUGAGAACGGCGUUUGCGAUGAUUACAUCACGGAGAAAUUUUGGCGGGCUAUUAAAAUUGGUACCGUGCCAAUUUAUUUCGGAUCACCAACAAUUAAAGAUUGGCUUCCAAAUAAUAAAUCCGCUAUUCUUGUUGAAGAUUAUCCGACGCCUAUAAAGAUGAGCGAUUAUUUGAAAACGUUAUUAAAUAACGAUAAUUUGUACGAAGACUAUAUAACUCAUAAGACCAAAGAAGAAAUAACAAAUAAAAGACUGAUAGAUGAAUUGAAAAUAAGACAAUAUCAAAUAAAUGCAUUAGAUGUAGCAUCGAAAUUUGAAUGCUUUAUUUGUGAAAAACUUCACGAAAAUAAAGUAACGAAAGUACGACAUGUAGUUGAUAAGAAACAUUACAAUUGUCCUAAGCCUGUUUCCGCAUUGACUUUGCAAGUAAACCCUUCAAAUGAUUGGGUCUACUCAUGGGAGGUAGCUAAGGAAAAAGCCGAAGAUAUUUACGACAAGGUUAUUAAUUUUAAAUGAAAGUAUUAUAUAAUUUUGUUAGUUGAUAAUUAUAUAUUUUAUAUACAAAUACAUUUUUAUGCAAAUUAUAUAGAUUUUUUUACUGACAUACACCACUUAGCGGUGAAACAGAGAGAAUUUGGUAAUCCACGCCUCGUUUGAUGAUGUGCGGUAUUUUCUUGGGCACCAUACUAAAAAAAAAUAUGUAUUUUAAAUUCACAAAUGGCAGUUUAUUAUUAAAUUUUAUUUUUAGAUAACAAUAGUCAAAUCACUUACCUUAUGCAAUCAAUAAUUGGGCAAACUGAUAAACAUAAGUUGCAUCCCGUACAGUCGUCAGUAACGUGCGGUAAAUGAGUUUCUGCAUCAAAUCUAUGAUAAAAUAUAUAAUUAAAAAAAACAAUUGAAAUAGUUACUUUAAAUACUUCAAUGGUAGAUAUAUGAUUAUAAAAUAUAACAUGUUUAAUUGGCAGCAAAUAUAAAACAGUUACAAUAAUUUUAUAAUGAAAGUGUCAAAUGUAUACUAUGAUCCAGAUGAACUUACUUAAUUGCUUGGUAUCCUGAAUCUGCGCAAGCCAUAUAGCAUUUGCCGCAAUUUAUACACAUAUCCUGAAAGAUUAAAUGUUUUAGAAAAUAUAAUAAAAGAAAAAAUAAUAA